This is a messenger RNA of Phaeoacremonium minimum UCRPA7, 294 nucleotides long. RefSeq names its product putative mitochondrial cytochrome c oxidase assembly factor protein. The coding region runs from base 1 to 294 and encodes 97 amino acids. NCBI's taxonomy places the organism in Eukaryota, Fungi, Ascomycota, Sordariomycetes, Togniniales, Togniniaceae. Gene Ontology annotation, cellular component: mitochondrion; mitochondrial inner membrane. The transcript has 2 exons. Gene Ontology annotation, biological process: mitochondrial respiratory chain complex IV assembly. The record is from RefSeq and is a predicted model, not a curated record.
AUGGGUGGCCUCAACUUAGAAGUUUUCAAGUUUGGCAUGUACGUCAUGUUUCCUAUUGGGAUCAUGUACUACUUCGGCACGAACCUCGACAACCGAUUCGCAGUUCCAGACUUCUGGCCGAAACCCGAGCAGGCGAACAAGGUGCCGUUGGAGAGGGACGAGAUCCACGCUGAGCUGGAGAGACUGAGGGCCCGAAGACUCUUCGUCAGGGACAGAAGAUUGGCAGAGGAGGCAAGGCAACAGCAGCUGCAGGCACAGGCGCAAGCGCAAGAUCAAAAUGACUCCCAGUCAUAG